CCCAACGCCAUGAAAGAGCAGAAUUUCGAAAGCUACUUUGGCCGGGAAAUUGCAAUUGAUGCUAGCAUGAGCAUAUACCAAUUCCUUAUUGCUGUUGGAAGACGCGGUACUCAAACACUUACUAAUGAAGCUGGCGAAGUCACGAGGUUAUUCCGACUGUCUAGACUAGAGAAAAGCAAGUUUUAAUCACCAGAAUCUUUAAUGUAUUUCAAAUACACAAUACAAAAGGAAAAUGAAAUUGUUGAAUUGGAGAGCAGUUGUGCUGAUUUAUGAAAAACUGCCCCUUCAUGAUUCUGAAUUUUGAAUGCUCAAGGAGGCUGGUUAAAUAUUUACUUCGAGGGGAUGUUGACAAGGACAAUCCGACUUUUGGAAGCUGGAAUCAAACCUGUCUAUGUUUUUGAUGGUACACCUCCUGAUUUGAAGAAAGAAGAGCUUGCAAAGAGAGUAUUAAAAAGGGCUGAUGCUACCAAUGACCUAAAUGAUGCGCUGAAGGAAGGAAACAAGGAGGAUGUCGAAAAAUAUAGCAAAAGAACAGUAAAAGCCACUAAUCAGCAUUAUGAGGACUGCAAAAAGCUUCUUAGGCUUAUGGGCGUGCCUGUGGUUGAGGCUCCUUGCGAAGCAGAAGCACAGUGUGCUGCACUUUGCAAAGAAGGCAAAGUUUAUGCUGUUGCCUCUGAGGAUAUGGAUUCCCUGGCUUUUGGGGCUCCCCGACUUCUCCGCCAUUUGAUGUGUCCUACCUCCAAAAGGAUCCCUGUGGUAGAAUUUAAAGUGUCAAAGGUUUUGGAAGAAUUGAACCUUACUAUGGAUCAGUUUAUUGAUCUUUGCAUACUCUCUGGUUGUGAUUAUUGUGAGAGCAUUAAAGGGAUUGGAGGGCUAACUGCUUUGAAAUUAAUCCGCCAGUAUGGCUCACUAGAGCACAUUCUUGAGAACAUAAAUAAAGAAAGAUACCAAAUACCAUUUGAUUGGCCAUAUCAGGAUACGCGAAAGCACUUUAGAGAACCAUCAGUUUUGACUGACUAUGAUAAACUUGAGCUAAAGUGGACAGAUCCAGAUGAAGAAGGUCUGGUCAGAUUUUUGGUAAAUGAGAAUACUUUCAACAGAGACAGAAUAAGUAAGGCAAUUAAAAAGACCAGAACUGCCUUGCACAAGUUGCCCCAGAACAGGUCAGAAUCACAUUCCAAACCAGUUGGUAUCUCUCUACCUGCUAAAGUGGAGGUUGCUAGAUGCAUUCUUGCAGUUCCACAACGAGCAAUGAAGCCGGUGAUACUCCCGCUUGGAGCAUCCCGUGGUUCCAGGCCUAAGGGUGUUGUCUGCGUGAGCCCCCCACCUGUGGGAUAUGCACACAAAGCACUCCAUGCACAAAAUUUAAAAGUUUAGCAGUGCAAACUUCACGAUUAACCUUACGUGCUACAACAUACAUCACUUUGCGUUGAUUGAAUUUAAGUUAAUUGCAGUAGUAUAUCUAGAAUUUUUUUUACAGGCCAAAGUUGAUCCGGUCCUAACAUGGAUGACCCUAGCGUAAAUCUUCUACGUUUGUUUUUUACUUUUACCAAUUUAUAACGUACUCAAUUUAAAAUAA
This is a messenger RNA of Salvia splendens (bonfire salvia), 1579 nucleotides long. RefSeq names its product flap endonuclease 1. The coding region runs from base 343 to 1377 and encodes 344 amino acids. The record is from RefSeq and is a predicted model, not a curated record. The transcript is spliced from 16 exons. Gene Ontology annotation, molecular function: DNA binding; 5'-3' exonuclease activity; 5'-flap endonuclease activity. NCBI's taxonomy places the organism in Eukaryota, Viridiplantae, Streptophyta, Magnoliopsida, Lamiales, Lamiaceae.